AUGGUUGGCAAGAGAUCAGUACUCAAGAGCAGACCUGCAGACGCUGCUGCGAAAGAUGUGACCAAGAUCCCCAACACGGACGGCUUUGACGGAGGGGCAUCGACAACGGCAAAACCGAAGACGGAGAAGCGGAUCCGGUGGCGGUCCGCUGAGUACGUGCGCGCGCUCGGCCUCAGCUGGCACAGCGAGCACCUGGUGUGCGAGCGGUGCGAGGCGCCGCUGUCCGGCCGCCAGUUUGCGCUCCGGCACCAGACCCCGCUCUGUCUGCCCUGCUACAGCGAGCCGCAGGUGGCCUACAAGGCGCUCCAGUGGCACCAGGCCUGCUUCGUGUGCUGCGUCUGUCACGUGCCGCUGGGCGCGCGCACCUUCCUGCCAAGGAGGCAGCGGCUCUACUGCCCGCGCUGCUACGAGGAGACGUUCGCGGCGCGCUGCCGCCGCUGCGACGGCACCAUCACCAGUCUGGGCGUCACCCGCCAGCAGCGGCCCUACUGCGCAGACUGCUACACUCGGCUCUUCGCCAAGCGCUGUGACAAGUGCCGCGGCCCUAUCGCACGCGAGCCGGGCACCCGAUACAGCGUCUUCCAGGAGCGCAGCUGGCACAACGCCUGCUUCACGUGCGCCACGUGCGGCACGUCGCUAGUUGGGCGCGGCUUCAUCGACGCCGACGGUGAGCUGCUGUGCGCCACCGCCGACUGCGCGCGGCGGCGACUGGUGGUCGACGGCCCUGACAUCUAG
Molecule: messenger RNA, 735 nt
Organism: Pollicipes pollicipes
Lineage: Eukaryota; Metazoa; Arthropoda; Thecostraca; Pollicipedomorpha; Pollicipedidae
Product: four and a half LIM domains protein 3-like
Exons: 4
Coding region: 1-735 (244 amino acids)
Cellular component (GO): Z disc; nucleus
Molecular function (GO): transcription coregulator activity
Source: RefSeq, a predicted model, not a curated record